This is a messenger RNA of Drosophila nasuta, 689 nucleotides long. RefSeq lists its product as uncharacterized. The coding region runs from base 172 to 663 and encodes 163 amino acids. The transcript is spliced from 2 exons. Lineage: Eukaryota; Metazoa; Arthropoda; Insecta; Diptera; Drosophilidae. The record is from RefSeq and is a predicted model, not a curated record.
GCUUUUGAAUUCGCAUAUUGUGAAAUGAAAACAGCAUUAAGCUUUUGUUCAUUUCGUGUUGCUUGAAAUAAAGUUUACUCUAUUUAAGUCAAAGGUAACGAUUUAUUAUCUCAGUACUAUAUCUAAAUCGUACGUGAAAAGCAUAGCAGAAGUCUACGAACAAAUAUAACCAUGGCGGCAUCAGCAGAAAGCACACCAUACAAUUUUGAAGAAGAAUUCGAGGCAUAUUUACAUCGCAUAUUCUAUAUUAAACCUUACACAGAGGAAUCUAAAUGUGAUCCUUCCAUUGUGGAAUAUUUCGGAGUCUUUAGUCUCACUGACAUCCGAGCCCCAGAGCGAAAAUUGUGGUAUAUUUAUUAUUGCAAGCAGCCCGAUAUUGAUGAAACUGUGGAUCGAAUCUUCCAAAAAUAUGGCAAAAAGAAUAUGUGUGAAUUAUUUAGGAAGCCCAUUUUCAGUGGCGUUUCCUUGCGCACCAGAGUUAAGACGCACUUUUCCGAAUUGAAGUGGUACGUGAAAGGCAAUCUGCUGGAAGCUCCUCCAAAAAGUCAUUACAAUGAUGAGCGAAUGGCGAAAACUAUAACAGACUUGUACAACGAUGAGCGCAAAAUGCUUUAUAAUUAUAUUUGUAUGAAACAUAUUGCAUUCAGUAGGUACUACUCCUAAUGGAACGUUAAUGCAAUAGAAUGCAU